Molecule: messenger RNA, 763 nt
Organism: Papilio polytes (common Mormon)
Lineage: Eukaryota; Metazoa; Arthropoda; Insecta; Lepidoptera; Papilionidae
Gene: PBAN
Product: PBAN-type neuropeptides-like
Exons: 6
Coding region: 32-613 (193 amino acids)
Biological process (GO): neuropeptide signaling pathway; pheromone biosynthetic process
Molecular function (GO): neuropeptide hormone activity
Source: RefSeq, a predicted model, not a curated record
CAAGGAACUUUUCAAAGUAAUUCAAAAAACAAUGUUUUCUAUAGUAAAAGAUUUUCUUCUAUGCUUGUUUGUAUUUAACUUGUAUAGUUUAUUAAUAUGCGAAGAAAUAAAGGAAGACACAUUGGAUAGAGGUGCUCAUAGUGACCGGAAUGGUCUAUGGUUCGGACCUCGAUUGGGAAAAAGAUCGCUACCUCUAUCUUCAGAAGCCAACAGUCAAAAGUUUCUUCGACUUUUGGAAGCGGCGGACACCUUAAAAUAUUAUUAUGACCAAUUGCCGUUUUACGAAUCCCAAUUGGAUGAACCCCAGAAAGUCAUCAAGAAAGUGAUUUUCACACCUAAAUUGGGACGCAGUUUGGAAAGAAACGAGGAGAAAAGAGCAUACGAAAAUGUGGAAUUCACACCACGACUUGGUAGACGAGUCCCUGAAUCUGCCACAACACCGGAACAAGAAAUUUCUGGCCGAGAUCGUGUUGAUAUCAGAUCGGAAUAUUUCUCACCGAGAUUGGGCCGCACUGUGCAGUUUUCACCACGUCUUGGCAGGGAACUGGCAUAUGAACUCUAUCCGGAGAAUAUUAGAGUGGCAAGGAGUGUUAACAGCACAAAAUCGAAAUAAAAUGCAGACGACUGGCAAGAAUUACUAUCUACUGUGGAAUUAGUAUAAAAACAUAACUCUUCUAUCCUAUUUGAACAAACAGAGACAAAAUAUGUAAAAAUACAAUGGCAUGAAAUGGACGGUUAUAAGUUAUAAGGCAUAUUAAAUAUG